UUCGCCGUAUCAUUAUACAAGUAACAAGGGAAAGAAGAUGGCUAUUGUUUUGGUUGCUAGGCUGUGUAUUGUGGUAGAAGUUUACCGACGUUGCAGAAGUACAUGUUGCCUCCCUCAUCAGGGUUAUGACUGUGACUGUCAGCACACUAAACUAGUACUUUGUGAUUCUGUUAUUUUUAAAUUAAGUAGUGGGAUUUUUCCCACUACAAAUGUGUUAUACAACCACGACUGAAUCCCCAGGACUUUGUUCCAGUUUGACAACAGGAUACCAAUAUAAGGCCAGGUUUAAAAUGGAGUAAUCACUAUAUGAAACCCCUCACACCUUGAAGUCUGGUUGACUGCAUGACAGAUCAGAAGCUGUUUGUAUCAGUUUCAAGAGUCCUGAAUAUUGGACAAUGCCUCAGCCUGGCAGUUUCCUCAGUUUGGGGGAGGAGCAGAGAUUACACAGAAAUAGUGCAUCUGAACAGAGCAGUAAAAGUACAGAUGGUGUGUAUGGGGAUAUACCUGCAUCCUUCAGUGGUCGUAGCAAUAGGAACUGUGAAAGAAUGACAAGAAAUGACUAUGAAGAACUUGAAAAUGAAGUAUUGAAGUACUUUGAUAAGAAAUUCUACUUUAGACCACCAUUACAGGACUGGAAAUUGCCAGAACCUAGCAAGAUAUUUGUUGCUGAUGGGUGGAAGGAGCUGAGGCUACAACAACUGAAGACAGAGCUCAACAAUGUGAAGAGCAAACUGGACUUGUACAAUCUAAAUGACUGGCACAAACACACCCGUGCCAUGAACAAGGCCGGUGAGAUCCAGUGGAAACUGCGUAAUGAGCUGGAGCCAGAGUUUUUGACGCAGGCUUGGUGCAAGUUUUAUGAGAAUGCUAUGUCUUUCAUUCUGGUUACCCCCGUUGUUGUGAUCAAUGAGUGCUUGAAUUCAGUGCACUUGUGUGAGGCUCCUGGUGCCUUCAUCACUUCCCUGAACCACUACCUGAAGCUUCACAAUCCUGGCAUUAAGUGGAAGUGGCUUGCUACAACUCUGAAUCCCUACUAUGAAGGGAACCCCUUGUCAUGCAUGAUCAACGAUGAUCGCUUCAUCCUGCAGACUUUGGAGUCCUGGAAUUUUGGUCUUGACGACACAGGAAAUCUCAUGGAUGUAAAGAACAUGUUGCAUCUGGCGAAGGAGGCAGCUGGAAUGGGGGAUGUGCUGCUGGUGACAGCAGAUGGAAGCAUUGACUGUCAGGAGAAUCCGGGUGAACAGGAAUCAAUUGUGUCAUCCCUUCACUACUGUGAAGCUGUUUCAGCUUUGCACAUACUUGCAAAAGGUGGCAGUUUCUUGUUGAAGAUGUUCACGAUGUAUGAACACGAGACUGUGUGCCUUAUGUUCCUGCUCUGUUGUUCAUUCACUACUGUGCAGGUAUUCAAGCCAGCCACCAGCAAGGAGGGAAAUUCCGAAGUAUAUGUUGUAUGUCUUGAAUACAGGGGCAAGGACUUCAUGGAGCCCUGGCUUGAAGUAUUGAGGAAGCACUUUGGUCCUGAGUUACCAGACAAAGCAAUGUUUCCUCAGACAAGCAUUCCACAGGACUUUUUGGAUCAGUUGUAUGAUUGUACUUCCAUGUUCAAGAAUCUCCAGACUGAUGUGAUUGAAACAAACAUCCGGGUAUAUGAGAGAGGUAGGACACGUGGUGAGGCACACAAGAUGAAGAAACUGAGAUAUUUAAUUGCAGAUCACUUCAUGAAGACAUAUGAUAUGCAAAAAUUGUCUGAAUCAGAUGAAGUGGUUGGGAAAAGCAAGCUGAAAAAAACAAUGACCCUCAACAUGGAUCCUCGUGCUGAAGAAGGUUCUUUCAGUGAUCGCCGUAAGAAAUCAAAAUUAGAGCCAUUGCAGCUCCUCGAGGUUUUGAAGGAGGAACUGGAUAGCAUGGCCGUCAAGUGGCCAUUCAGUGAUGAUGUAAAGCACCUUCAGUUUCCACCGUGCGUCGAUGGGUUCAAACUACAGGUAGGAAAGCCUGUUAAAACUGUUGACAGUUCCAAGUUUUGUUUGGGCCGCCUGUUGAGAAUACGCAAUCAAGUACGUGAGAUAGCAAGAAACUAUAUCCAUCCCAGCCCUAGUAUAGAGAGUUAUGUACAGACAUCCCCCAGUCUUCCGAAUGGCAUCUCCUGUGAAAAUGAAGUUGCAGCAAAUCUAAAUGAAGAAAGUGAACUCUCUCAGAAAUUCAGGAAGGCAUAUCCUAGAAGAAAUUUAACCAUCUUGAAUUACAAGGAAAAGCUGUGGACAUCGCUGGAAAGUGGAAAUGAGGAAGCUGAGAUAAAUGCAUUCUGGGACAUUAUGGAUGCUUUUGAUAUGAUGUGGAGAGAAGACAACCUGCUCUUGCAGGGCUAUCCAAUGCUGACACAGUUUAAUGUGGGCAUUGUAUAUAUGCUGUGUCAUUUGUUCGAUGAGGUUGAAUUUGUGAAGCCGAUAAAAGAAGAUUUUGCAGUGCAGUUUAUUGGAUUCCGUCAAUGGAACCCAAAGAUGAGAAGUUUUCUGGAGGAAGUCGAUAGUACCAUUGAGAAACUACGUAGUGAGGGUUGCAACCAGACGGUUCUGUCUCUCUUCCCAAUCAACAUGCUCUGUGAACGGUACAGCAGCUCGAGUAAGGCAGAAGGGGAGUCCUAUGAGCAGCCACACAAGAGAGAGGAUGGUAGUGGCCAGUCAAAGAAGCUAGAUGAUUGUGAUAACACCUUUUACAAGUGUGUGACGGAGGUGAAUCAUCUCUGUGUGAAGGAGCAGGUGUCUGACAUUAUUGCCAGCAUUCUGGAGCAGCAAAGGCAUAGCAGUAUAUGAUGGCCAUAUGGCAUUGUUCCUAUCAGAGGUCAGACACAUCACCUUGGUGAACAGUGCGGAAUGAAGACUACUUUAAUCUUGAAUGACAAGGAAAACUUUGUGUUCUGUGCAUCGAGACCUUUCCCUGGUCUGUAAUAGUCUCAUUUAAAGCUUCAUUCACAGAACAAUACUUGUGACAUUUCCAGUUUCAGUUGCUUAAUGUUUGAAAUCAGUACACUCUUUAGCUUAUCACCUCUAAAGUUUAUGACUUGGUGCCUCUGAUAUAUUGAGCAGUUUGUUUGUAUGUGAUGCCAAUAUUAUGGUGUUUUUCAUUGAGAAAUAAAAUAUCAGUCUUUUGUACAUGCUCACGCACGCACGCACGUGCACACACACAGUUACGAUUUAGUGGCUAAUUGUGUUUCAUGAAUUUUCAUUCAUUGCAAGCUAAAAGUGGGGAGAAAGAAUAUUUAAAAUAACUCUUAUACAACAAGAAAGAAGCUAAGUAAAAAUUGCAUGUGCAUUAUUGCAUCCUGUAAGCUGGGUUAGCUCAGUAAGUAUAGUGUCUGAUAUGGACUGAAUGAGCAGAGUUCAAUUCCCAGCAGAAGCAAAGGAUUUUUCUUCUAGCCUCUGCAUCCAUACUGGCUCCUAUCCACUGGGUGCCAAGGGUGCUUUCCCUAGUGGGUGGGUAAAGUAAGGUGUGACACUGACCAUUCACCCCGAUCUAGUGCUGGGGUCAAGAAUGAGUAAGUGCCUUCAUGGCAUUUCACAUGACAGUUUUAAUUUACUGUUGCAUCCUGUGAUCUUCAAGAAGACUGUAUGUACGCAGUAAAUAAACUGUGACACACAUGCUACUUUUCUGUAUGUCUGUAAUCUGCCAUAGCAGGCCACCCCACAUUUGUACCUUUUACUGCAUUUAGUAAUAACAGUAUGGUGGAUAUGCUGAGAUGGGAGUGACACUUAUUAUAGGGUUAUGAAAUGAUGUGUGGUAAUUGAUAAUUAAAACAUUUCUGUUAA
Molecule: messenger RNA, 3803 nt
Organism: Zootermopsis nevadensis
Lineage: Eukaryota; Metazoa; Arthropoda; Insecta; Blattodea; Termopsidae
Gene: aft
Product: cap methyltransferase 2
Biological process (GO): methylation; 7-methylguanosine mRNA capping
Cellular component (GO): nucleus; cytoplasm
Molecular function (GO): methyltransferase cap1 activity
Source: RefSeq, a predicted model, not a curated record